AUGAACUACACUCAUAUUCCUGAAGUCAUCAGCCUCUACCGUCUCGAAUAUGCCAUUCAUUGGGCAGUGAAGAACAGCAAGAGAAGAGAGCCGUCUAUUCCAGGCGUGCAAAAGAAGUACCCAUCUCCAUGGGUGCAAUUCUAUAUGUCUCCGGGAAUGGGAGCUCCUAUCAAGCCUCCAAAAAGUUCCGCCGAAGAUGUUGAAGCGUUGAUUUCGUCCAUGCUGCCGCUCUUCAAGAAGUUGAUUCCAUUGGCGCCAGAAUCAGCUCGAAAAUCGGCGCUGGAGACAAUUGCACAGAUUUGUGCUCAAAACCGAGACGCCAGAGAGGGACUGGACACUACCGAAGCCACAACAGAAAGCUUCCAACCGGACCUCCUUCCCGCCGAUCUCUUGAUCUCCAGGGAUGUUGCUGUUGUUCUUGAUGGGAUGCUGGAUGACGUUGAGAAGCUUGAGAUGGAGCCCGACCCGGAACCGAUCGCCUUUGAAAUGGUUCGCACAAUGGAUGUGUAUAUUGGAGGAGUGGCUGAUGUAGAAUAUCUGCAAAAACCUCUGGAACUGAAAGCCACCACCACCACCAGCUCCCAGACUGUCCCACAGCCCUCUGAUCUUCUCAUCCAAAAAGAUGUGGCCGUAGUCCUGGAUCGAAUUGUGGAAGAGCUCGAGAAGGAAGAAAGAGAAGCAACCACCGGCACCCAAACAGAGGUCCUUCACAUCGAUCCUCUGACUCAAAAAGAUGUGGCUGUGGUUUUGGAUAACAUUUUGGAGGAGCUGGAGAAGCAGGAGGAUCACAGAGACGCCACGGUCAGCAUCUCUCCCUCCAACCUUCUCUUCCAAAGAGAUGUCGUGGUAGUUUUGGAGAACAUUUUGGAUGAGAUUGAGAAGAGGGAACUGGGACCAGAGCCGCAGCCAAUCGGGUUCGAGGUGGUGCGCACAACGCCCAUCUAUAUACGAUCAGCGGUGUCGUUGGUGCUUCAAAGCCCGCAAGUGGCAACUUGGGCCAGAGGAUGCCAAGCGACUCCAGUGCUGCAAGGCGCGAUGGACGACGUGGACAACAUGCCCAGUUCUUCAUCCAAAGUUCCCGAGCUGCAGAGAAAGUUGCAGCAGGUCCGACGCAUGGAGCAGACUAAAAAAAGAAAGGUGCUCCAACAAACUCCACUGGCACCAGGAUCCCCCGAGUUCCAGUUCAAAUGGAACGAGGCUAUGGCUCAUUAUGAGAAGUGCUCGAUCUACAAGGAUCCAUACUUCGACAAUUUGAAGAAUCUCUUCGACCCAGAGAAGAAUAUGGAGCUCCCCCAGAAAGUCCCCAUGAGAUCGGUCAGCGCCGCUGACCUCUUCAACGCCUUCAAGAAAGCGUACCACUUCAAAGGAAGUUGGAGAGAUCAAGAUGCGGCUGAGAAGGAGAAGUGGGACGGAAGGAAGGAGCAACUGUUGAAGGAGUUUUUGUGCCAGUUGGAGAAAGGGUUCAUCUAUACCCGAGAGGAUGGAGAGCCUGCAGCCAAAGCUUCUAAGGCCGCCAAUGGAGAGAAAGCAGAAUAA
Caenorhabditis briggsae is the source of this 1536-nucleotide messenger RNA. The record is from RefSeq and is a predicted model, not a curated record. Bases 1 to 1536 code for a protein of 511 amino acids. Lineage: Eukaryota; Metazoa; Nematoda; Chromadorea; Rhabditida; Rhabditidae. The transcript has 10 exons.